GACCGUCUUUCCAACUUGAAAGCUCGAAGGCGCUUGGGCGAUGCGAGCCUCCUGCUGGAACAAUGGGAGCGUGCUGCCGCCGAAUUGCAUGCUGCCAAGCAUGGUUACGAAGACCUGGUCCGAAAUGCUGCAGCGGAAGAGGUGCAAAGCUUGCGACACGAAAUGGGUCACACAGCGAACGUGCUGGCGCUGGCCCUUCUCUACAGUGAGCGAGAGGAAGAAGCACGGAAGGAGUUGGAGUAUGCGAAGGGCUCGGGGUUCCCUGAUGUGCAGCAGACUGCUGAGGAGCUGAUACGCUUCAUGGAGAAGAUGGCCCCGCACAACGAUUCAGCAGCUCGCAAGCGUGCCAAGGUUUGCAAUUCAUGA
This is a messenger RNA of Symbiodinium necroappetens, 366 nucleotides long. NCBI's taxonomy places the organism in Eukaryota, Dinophyceae, Suessiales, Symbiodiniaceae. The record is from the annotation of a GenBank genome assembly.